Naegleria lovaniensis is the source of this 525-nucleotide messenger RNA. RefSeq lists its product as uncharacterized. NCBI's taxonomy places the organism in Eukaryota, Heterolobosea, Eutetramitea, Acrasida, Naegleriidae. The transcript is spliced from 2 exons. Bases 1 to 525 code for a protein of 174 amino acids. The record is from RefSeq and is a predicted model, not a curated record.
AUGAAUCCAGCAAGAUAUCCCCUCACAGAAAUCUUUCAAAUAUUCGUUAAUUUAACGAAACAUCAAUCCCUCACCAAAACCGAAGCAUCUUCUCAGAAAUGGUCAACUAUUGGUACGAUUCUAUCAUCUAUUGGAACAUGGAUUGCAUUUGGAUCCAUGGCCUAUCAUUAUUCAGAUAUUGAACAUCGAAUAGCUGAAAUUAAAAUGAAACGAAAUGCAUUAAUACAACAAAGAAAUGAAGCGAAAUUGAAUGAAAAUUUACAUGAUAUCGUAAAUACAGUGAAUAAUGAGACUGAUUGGAUGAAAGAUAAAUUACAACCUCUACUGAUACCCAUGUUCUCUGGAUUGACUUUAUUUUUAGGGUUUUAUGUUGUUGGAAGAAGACAAGCCUUUAAAAAGAAUUUGGCAAUGAUGAUUAAGGAGAGACAAAAACAAUUUCCAAAUGAUCCAUUAUUGGCAUCAAUGAUACCUUCAUCCUCUUCCAAUCGUACAUACAAGCCUUUAUCUGCGAUUAAAGUUAAAUAG